AUGGCCCUCUUCACCAGAGCCGGCAGCCAUCCUAACGCAACAGACCCCAUUCCCUGUGAGGCAAACAGCACCACAGAGCCUGAGCUGCCCCAUUCACACGCCUACUAUGCCCUCUGCUACUGCAUCUUGAUUCUGGCCAUCAUCUUUGGGAACGUGCUGGUCUGCCUGGCUGUGCUGAGGGAACGCACCUUGCAAACCACAACCAACUACCUUGUGGUGAGCCUGGCAGUGGCAGAUUUGCUGGUGGCUACUUUGGUGAUGCCAUGGAUGGUGUACUUGGAGGUGACCGGAGGGGUCUGGACGUUCAGCCGUAUUUGUUGUGAUAUCUUCGUCACCAUGGAUGUAAUGAUGUGCACAGCCAGCAUUCUGAACCUCUGUGCCAUCAGCAUUGACAGAUACACCGCAGUGGUGAAACCAGUUCAGUACCAGUACAGCACUGGGCAGAGCUCCUGCAGGAGAGUCUCUCUCAUGAUUGUGAUAGUUUGGAUGCUGGCAUUUGCAGUGUCAUGCCCUCUCCUCUUUGGCUUCAAUACUACAGGGGAUCCCAGUGUCUGUUCCAUAUCCAACCCUAGUUUCGUCAUCUACUCCUCUUUGGUGUCCUUCUACCUCCCCUUCAUGGUGACCCUGCUGCUCUAUGUCCGGAUUUACCUCGUGCUCAGACAGAGGCAAAAGAAGCGAACCCUCACCCGGCAGGGCAGCCAGAGCGCCAGCACCAAACCGUGUUAUGCACACCAAGAACACAUGGAGAGGAAAGCUUUGCCAAACAGAUGCCAAGGCACCUUUUCCCCCUGUCUCUCGCUCAAAUGCACAGGCCAGGAGAUGUCUACAAAAAGGAGGUUGCUCACUGUCUUCAGCCUGCAGCGGUACCGAAGCUUCUGCCAUGAGGCAUCCCUCACCAAGGCACCAGGGACUACCCAAACCAGCAGGUGGGAAGAGAGGAGGAGGAGCAUGAAGGCAGCAGUGGAGGUACGGAGGCUCAGCAAUGGUGGUACACUCAGCAGCUUGAGGCUGUCCCAGCAGCAGCCCCGACUGAUCCAGCUGCGGGAGAGGAAGGCUACGCAGAUGCUGGCAAUUGUCCUGGGGGCAUUCAUAGUCUGCUGGCUGCCCUUCUUCUUGAUUCACAUCCUCAAUGCCCACUGCCCAUCCUGCCACGUGCCUCCAGGGCUCUACAGUGCCAGCACCUGGCUCGGGUAUGUCAACAGUGCCCUCAACCCCAUCAUCUACACAACUUUCAACACUGACUUCCGCAAAGCCUUCCUCAAGAUCCUCUGCUGCUGACUGUGGGGCCACACCGGGCUGCACGGGUCUGCAGCAGCCCCCUGGGGGGAGAAGAAGACAGGGACAAGCCAGCGAGUCCCUCAGUGCUGGACACAGCCCUGGGUGUGCAGCACAUC
Messenger RNA from Agelaius phoeniceus (red-winged blackbird), 1394 nucleotides. RefSeq names its product dopamine receptor D3 (gene DRD3). Gene Ontology annotation, cellular component: plasma membrane. Gene Ontology annotation, molecular function: G protein-coupled receptor activity; dopamine neurotransmitter receptor activity, coupled via Gi/Go. The record is from RefSeq and is a predicted model, not a curated record. Lineage: Eukaryota; Metazoa; Chordata; Aves; Passeriformes; Icteridae. Gene Ontology annotation, biological process: negative regulation of cytosolic calcium ion concentration; regulation of potassium ion transport; negative regulation of voltage-gated calcium channel activity.